UAAGAUUACAGUAAGAGAGGAUGGUGGAUUAUACCUUGGUGGACUGCCGACAAAUUUUGAUACAAAUGUAGGAGAUAAAGCAGCAGUUUCACAGACAUUGGAUGGUUGUAUCAGUGAUGUUGUCAUUAAUGGAAAUGUGUUGAACAUCAAUGAUCCCAAGCAGUAUGAUAUGGCAGAUAUAGGUCGAUGUAGAGAGAAGACAAAAUAUGAUGAUAGUUUUAAUACAAAUCCUCCACCUGUCAUCAGUGAUUCACCUGCCCCCUCUGAAAUAAGACAACCAGAUAAAGAAGUUGAGGUUAUUGCUGUGAAGACAACAAAAGAACGAACACAAGUAACAACAGUGAAGACGGUACCAGAUGACACCACAACAAUACCUACAACUUCUGGCCCAACAUCAUGUGCUGCUAAUACAGGAAUCUAUGUUUCUGAGCCAGAAGCAUUUGCGUUCGGAGAUGAAGAUACAAGUCUUAUUCAAAUAAAUGUGUCCAAGAAGAAAAUCCAGAGGAAGUUUGAAAUCAGUUUUGACUUCCGCACAUAUUACAAAGAUGGACUGUUGUUGUACAUGUCUAAUUGGGACCACACUGCUUUCUUAGCCACUCAGCUAAGAGAUGGUGCAAAUUAUUCUAUCAUUUGACAAAAAAGGAUCAACUAAAGAAGUAGUAGUUAAAACAAGGACAGUUUAUA
Molecule: messenger RNA, 684 nt
Organism: Ruditapes philippinarum (Manila clam)
Lineage: Eukaryota; Metazoa; Mollusca; Bivalvia; Venerida; Veneridae
Exons: 4
Coding region: 170-634 (154 amino acids)
Source: RefSeq, a predicted model, not a curated record